Messenger RNA from Ictalurus punctatus (channel catfish), 1917 nucleotides. RefSeq names its product beta-1,4 N-acetylgalactosaminyltransferase 1. Gene Ontology annotation, biological process: ganglioside biosynthetic process. Gene Ontology annotation, molecular function: hexosyltransferase activity. The coding region runs from base 57 to 1649 and encodes 530 amino acids. Gene Ontology annotation, cellular component: Golgi membrane. Lineage: Eukaryota; Metazoa; Chordata; Actinopteri; Siluriformes; Ictaluridae. The transcript is spliced from 11 exons. The record is from RefSeq and is a predicted model, not a curated record.
CUUUCUGAAGCUAGGACAAGGAAUGAAAGCUCACCCUUCCCACUAGACAGGUGAUCAUGUGUGUGCAGAGAAUGAAGGUUUUGGUGGGUUUUGUGAUACUAGAACUAUUACUCGCUGUUCUCUUUUAUCACUGGGCCAGAAGAGCUCCAACUGUGAUACACAGUCAAAAGAAACUAGAUUCCCCUAUAGAGAAGCUUCUUGAACGUAAUGAACAGUUGAACAACAGGAGCAACAGCAUUCCCUACCACCUCAAACAAACUACAGCACGCAGAAAUGAAAAUGGGUGUGUUUGUGAAGGAGACACGAGGAGUUUUAAUGUGCCCUUCAGUGACCUGUUCUUUCCUCGGGUGGGUGCUGAGGAGUUGUACUCUUCAUUCAGAGCCUCAGAGCUGGAGGAAAUAAAGAAGCGCAGACACCACGAGUACAACAACUUCCUGAGGAGAUCAAAUACAGCAGCAAACCAUCUUAUCAUUGCUGAGGCAAACAUUCCUCUUCAGUACCCCACCCAGGGUUUGCAGGUCCAGCCUAAAAAGUCCAUUUUAAUUCCUGGGUUGGGUCUGAAACUUAAGUCAAGGAAGGUUUAUUCAGUAAAUUGUACUGCUAGCAUGGGUACAUUUGACGUAGCAGCUUUGGUGGAUGGAGUCAGCAUAAACGGGGAAGGAAAAAUGCACAUAAGCCUCUCCAGCCCUCUUCUAUCUGCACUUAACAGACAGCUGCAGUUUGUCACUUAUACAAAUACAAUUUUUCAUCCUGAUACUGCAGACAUAGUGCAAUUCAGGACUGAUGGAUUCCAAGCAGCCUUUACCAUUCAAAUCAGACAUGCAAUCACUCCUAAACUUUAUGAUCCUGGACCUACUGGACCUAAAGGAGAAUACAACAUAGGCAGGCUUGUGACCAUUGCUACAAAAACAUUUCUGCGUUAUGACAAGCUGCAAGAUUUGAUCGACAGCAUUCGACGGUUCUAUCCAACGGUCACGAUAGUCAUAGCUGAUGACAGCGAGCAUCCUAAGCCUGUAACUGGCCCUUACAUAGAGCACUACAUCAUGCCUUUCAAAAAGGGUUGGUUUGCUGGGCGUAAUCUGGCUGUCUCUCAAGUGACGACUAAGUAUGUGCUGUGGGUGGAUGAUGACUUCAUCUUCACCUCUAAUACAAGGUUGGAGAAAAUGGUGGACGUUUUAGAGCGCAGCAGUUUAGACCUGGUAGGAGGAGCAGUCAGAGAGGUAACAGGAUACACUGCCACCUAUCGUCAUAUUAUCUCAACAGAAAAAGGUGGAGAAGAUGGAGACUGUUUACACAUUAGAAAAGGCUUCUAUCAUGGUCUUGAGGGCUUCCCUAAUUGUGUGGUCACGGAUGCCGUCAUUAAUUUCUUCAUGGCGUAUACCGAAAAGGUGCGGCAAGUGGGCUUCGACCCUCGCCUGGCACGAGUCGCACACAUGGAGUUUUUCAUCGAUGGCCUUGGUGUUUUCCACGUGGGUUCCUGUGAUGAUGUUAUAGUCAACCAUGCAUCAAAGAUCAAAGGGAUGUUGCCAUGGGGGCAAUCAGAAACUGAUAAGGCCUAUGCUAAAUUCCGUUAUACUAACAGCUGGAGCAAUCAAACUGCUCAUAUUUACUUCAAGAACCACUUCAAAUGCUUAACGAGUAACAGUUAAAAGUGAUCUACAAAUUUCUUUCUCGCUAUUUUCUCAAUGUGCCUCUUUUAGACUUUCCAAAAAAAAAGUCUAAAGAGGUUAUAACGUAAGACAUUUAUAUUUGUGACAUUUAUGUGCAAAUUUACAGAACAGUCAAUGAACCAAACAAAAAACAACGACCAAAUAUGAGUUCUAAACUUCUACACCAUAUAGCAUGUAUGUACAGUAAAGGAAAGUCAGACUGCAGAUUUUCAAAUGUAAAAAUGAAAGACCUUGCUUUCUUCUGGUA